GCAAAACACCACCCUUGACCCCUUUGGUUACUUCCCGUCUCCACCCUCCAUUCACCCAUUGGCUGAUCACUUAAGCAAGGUCCAAUCUCAAACGGCCAGUCGUCCGCCAAACCUGGCAAUGACGAGGAUCGGCGCCAUCAGCGCUCGGCUCCUGGCUGGCUGGCUGGCGCUUGUUGCUUCAUGGCUGGUGCUGGGAUGUUUCAUCGCGAGCCAGUCACAUUCUCCGACCGCAAUCCCGCCACUCGCGGGCGCCAAGUGUGCCUGACCCUCGACCUGUCGCAUGUCGCAUGUCAGGUCACUGUUUACAGCAUAAGUCGAGAUCUGCUACGAUGGAUCUCUCCAGGUACCCGAUUCGAUCCAUGGAAACCAUGGAGGGUUCGACUCCGGACGCCAUACUACGUACUCCCCCAUCCUGGGCUCCUCCAAACAAGCUUGACGGCUCGAUUCGAUCCUUCAAUCCGUGUCAGGGCACUCCCAUGCCUUUUCUUGCCCCUCCUGCUGAUCGAUGAUGGGAUGAACAUUCCCUGCCGAAGUCUUGGUAGCUCGGCGCCAAACAAUCUCCCCUUUCCCCUCGAUCCCCGACGAGAGUUCGGAGUAGAUAGGCCGAACAAGAUGGAGAUGAUACACAGUUCGUCCGCAUGAUUACUAGGACUUGGCCUGUCUCAUCUAUCCCCACCCUUCAGGAAAGGCGUGGAACGCUCCAAGGGAAAAAAGUGGUCCUUUCGAUUCAAGCCCCCCCUUUGUAGACAGCCUUUUAUUGUUCCCCUCUCUUCAAUUUCUUUCUUCGUUUCUCCGUCUCGACAACAGGCUAUUGUCGUUCUUUGCUCCUUUAUUUUCUUUGCCUUUGUCGCCUCCUUUCGUUUCUCGGACAAUCGUCUAUCAACGUGGUGGACAAGCUCCAUUCGCGGAUUUUUGCCCUUCUCGCCAGUGACUGGAUCACCAGCAUUCCUUUCGUUGCCCACCGACAAAAAUACAUAGCCUCUGCUAGCUAUUCGUCAGGCUCUGUCAUUCUUGUCGUUCCCGUGCUGUGCACACAAUUGACCAACGGAACUUUCCAUCAAUUGAGGCCUUCGGUUCCCAUUUCUCUUCAAUUCUUGCCCUAUUCACCCAUUCAAUCUAGGCAGGCCCUAUCGUCGUCUCCAGCCGCUCAACGGCUUUUUGAUAGACCCCUUGGACCUACUUGAGCAACCACCGACUCUUCGUUCUCGUGCCCUCUGAAACGGCCUGGUGUUGUUUUGGUUUGCUUCAUCCAGACUACUUCUAACUGGGAGAAAAGACAACGCUUCUAGAAAAGUUUGUCGAAGUGGGCCUUGCCUUCUAACUCUCUCACCUCUGCAGCAAGCCGGUCUUGCUCAAACUCGAGUAGAACUCUCUCAUCUUCCCCAGGCUACGAUCUUAACUAGUGGCAUCAUGCAAUCCCUGCUCUUGGCUCUAUCCCUCGUGGGACAGAGCCGUGCCCAAGAGAUUAUUGUCGAGAAGCGAGAAGGCUAUAGUGCCAUGUCGAUGUGGUACGAAGCAUACAAUGAUGCCCUAGUACGCUACACCAUCCUCUCACUUGGCUGCGCUGCUGCCGCAUACUAUGUCUGGUCUCUCGCCUUCCGAUUCUCUGGUCACCUGCGACGACUGGCCACUUUCACCGAUGACAAGCAGAAGUACUUUGUACCAGCGCACGACAAGUUCUGCUGGCUCAAGGAGCACUUGAUCUAUGCCCCGCUGUUUGGUACCCGUCACAACCGCGAGUUCCAGCUCUCGUCGGCUAUCAACAUGGGUAACCUGCCAAGCCGAUUCCAUGGCCUCCUUGUCGUCAGCAUUGUUGCCAUGAAUGUCGUUCUCUGCACAGUGACUACUCCUUAUAACUCUGAGGAGGACACUUUGGCAGGUAUCGUGCGUAACCGUACCGGCACCAUGGCUACCGUCAACCUGAUUCCUCUGAUCAUCAUGGCUGGUCGCAAUAACCCCUUGAUUGCUAUGCUGCAUGUUCCCUUCGACACAUGGAACCUCCUCCACCGCUGGCUGGGUCGUAUCGUGGUGCUCGAGGCUCUUGCUCACACUUUUGCCUGGGCAAUUCCCAAGAGCCAGAAAUUGGGAUGGAGUAUCGUUGGAAAGGCCCUAGUGUCCAGCAGCUUCCUCUUUGCCGGCCUGAUUGCUACCGCUGCAUUCACGGCCCUGCUGCUCCAUUCGCCAUCCGCUAUCCGGCACGCUUUCUACGAGACAUUCCUUCACCUCCACAUCGCCAUCGCCGCCGUAUCAUUCGGUUUCCUGUGGGUGCAUCUGAAUGGCCUGGUUGCUCAAAAGUAUCUGCUUGCUGCCAUCAUUCUCUGGGCUCUGGAGCGUGCCACUCGCCUCUUUAUCAUCGUGUACCGCAACUUCGGCCGUCAGUCCACCAGUGCGACUAUUGAGGCUAUGCCUGGUGACUGCAUGCGCAUCAGUCUCCGCAUGGCUCGGCCCUGGACUUUCAAGCCUGGUCAGCACAUCUACCUCUACAUUCCAGCCGUGGGCUGGUGGACCGCCCACCCAUUCUCCGUUGGCUGGAGCGAAGUCGAGGAGACCAUCUCCGAUGAGAAGUCUCUCCCGGUCGCCAGACAAGAUCUUCUCGGUGGACCGAAGAAGACAACCCUAUCCCUGCUCGUUCGCCGCCGCACCGGUAUGACCGACAAGCUCUUCCAGCGUGCUUCGAAUGCCAUUGGCUCGCGCGUGACCCUCCGCGCCUUCGCCGAAGGACCCUACGGUAACAUCCACUCCAUGGACUCUUACGGCACGGUAAUGCUCUUCGCUGGUGGCGUGGGUAUCACACACCACGUCCCCUUCGUUCGGCAUUUGGUCGCCGGUUUCGCUGACGGCACCGUUGCAACACGCCGCCUCACCCUGGUCUGGAUCAUUCAGUCCCCCGAGCACCUAGAGUGGAUCCGACCCUGGAUGACCAGUAUCCUGGCCAUGGAGCGCCGCCGUGAAGUCCUCCGCAUCAUGCUCUUCGUCACUCGACCCCGCAACACCAAGGAGAUUCAGAGUCCCUCCGCGACCGUGCAGAUGUUCCCCGGUCGGCCCAACAUCGACACACUCAUCGGCAUGGAGGCUGAGAACCAGGUUGGUGCUAUGGGUGUGCUGGUUUGUGGAAACGGUGGCUUGAGUGACGACGUGCGUAAGGUGUGCCGCAGGCGACAGGCUGACUCGAACAUUGACUACGUCGAGGAGAGUUUCUCCUGGUAAAUCAUGUUUGUUAUGGCUGUCCUGUCCAUGCAGGACUUUUGAUAUGACGUUGUUUGAGCGGGUUGUUGGUGAAUGUUCUCAUGUCUUGGUCGCCUCUAUUUCUUUGAUUUUUCUUUUCUCCACAUUCCUUUCUUGGGCUGCAAAGCCUUCCCUUUUUUUAUAUGAUAUUUUUGGAUAUGAUGUACUCUCGAGCUUGCUUAUUGAGUAUGUCAUAUCGUCUUUCUUUUUGGCUCCUUUGGGAAUUGAAACUUUGACUUCCUUUUUGAACUUGGCUUUAUACUUCUAUCUUCGAUUGCGGUUCAUAACUCAUGAUAUGUUUGAGCUGGCUUUGGAGUGUUGUACAUAUCUUUCUUGUUUAUCACUUCGAGAUGUGGAGUGCUUUCGCUGGAGAAACAAAUGGUUUGUUGCAGUUGGAAUAAUCAUUCCUUUGCUCAUUGACCGUAUCUGCUUCUUGUUUUCUAGAGCCUAACUUAGACAAUGCCCUCCAUUCAUACCUUCUGAUUGGCCAUCCACGUCACUCUAAUGUGUUGUCGAUCACUUGAUAGGAUGGACAAUCUACAUCAGAAUGGAUCUAUGAAACGUAAAUCAAUUCGAAAGUUACUGAUUCUGA
This is a messenger RNA of Penicillium brasilianum, 3817 nucleotides long. The record is from the annotation of a GenBank genome assembly. Lineage: Eukaryota; Fungi; Ascomycota; Eurotiomycetes; Eurotiales; Aspergillaceae.